This is a messenger RNA of Tachysurus vachellii, 1689 nucleotides long. It is a transcript of the gene spx, whose product is annotated as spexin hormone. The transcript has 5 exons. Lineage: Eukaryota; Metazoa; Chordata; Actinopteri; Siluriformes; Bagridae. The record is from RefSeq and is a predicted model, not a curated record. Gene Ontology annotation, molecular function: neuropeptide hormone activity. The coding region runs from base 1227 to 1565 and encodes 112 amino acids.
CGGAUUUUGAUUUCUCAAUUUAUAUAAUUUUUUUUAAAUAUAUUUCUUUCCUGUAAACUGUAGCCCAGGGAUUGUACUGAUUUAUUUAUUUAUUUACUUAUUUAUUUAUUUAAUUUAGUUUUAUUGCUAAAGGUUUACAAGCCCUUCCCCCGUUUUAAUCAAUGUUUCUUGACCUAUCAUCAUAGACGCUGCUCAUUAACUACAGCGCUGUGUGUGUGUGUGUGUGUGUGUGUGUGUGUGUGAAUUCCUCCACCCUCCACGCUCAUAUUAUAAAUAGGAGAGAUUGUUUUGAAGCGACUUUAUUCACACUCCUCUCUCUCUCUGCUCUCCACACAACGAUCACAAACUGAGGACUUCACAGCACAGACAUGAAGGUAUGAGACUCACCUGUGUGUGUGUGUGUGUGUGUGAGUGAGAGAGAGAGAGAGAGAGAGAGAGAGAGAGUGAGAGAGAGAGAUCAAACUACAGAGUGUAGGAAUAGAGUUCCAACACUGUAAUAGAAGAUUUUACAUGUGUGUGUGUGUCUGUGUGUGUGUGUACAUGCGUGUGUGUGUGCGCGUUUUAAUUAGUUUGUGGAUCAUGAGGAGACAGAGGAACUCUACUUUUACCAUUUAAUACUUUUAGCGACACUUUAGUUAACUCCAGUUACAUCUCCUUCUGCUUCUACUUAUUUCCAUGGUUGCGUUUGUUUGUUUGUUUGUUUCUUUAUAACUUUUGUCUUUGUGCAGUUUAUUAGUAAUAGUCUUAGUCCUGAGUAUUAAUUAUAAUUUUUUGUUAUUUAUUAUUGAUUUUUUAUUUCUUAUUUGUUUGUUUCUCUUUUUGUUUGUUUAUGUUUUCACUCAAAUUUUCUUCCUAAUAAAUAAUCAUAUUUUAUGUUAUUUAUUUUUUAGAAUAUUAUAAUGUAGUAGAUUAUAGAUGGAAUCUUUAUGUUUGGAUAUUUUUUAUUUAAUUGUAUUGUAUGUGUGCAUUUCACUUGACAUCUCGUUUCUUUUCCUUUUCAGCAGCCGUUCAUUCAUUAAACUUGUUAACCUUAACGUUGACUUUUUGUUGAACCCUUUAAAAGUCUCUGUUCAUUAUAUAUUUAUUAAUCUAAAUAUCCUUUAGUAAUGCCAUUUAUUAAUUAGGAAAUAAAUGUAGUUUUGAAAGUGAUUCCUAACCAGACCUGUGUGUGUGUGUGUGUGUGUGUGUGUGUGCGUGUAUGUGUGUGUGUGAGACAGAGUGUGAAGAUGUUUGCAGCUUAUGCGCUGGUGUUCAUCUUGCUGUCUUCACUUGUCUCUCAGGCUUGCAGCGCUCCGAGGGGCAGGUUCCAGCGGCGUAACUGGACUCCUCAGGCCAUGUUGUACCUCAAAGGCACACAAGGACGGCGCUUCGUGUCGGUGGACAGAAACGAGGGCGACGUUUUUGACACGCUCCACUUAGAAACACAGGAUGAAAACACAGAGAAUCUGAGAGUCUCCAAGGCGGCGACGGUGCUCCUCAACUUCCUCCAGCAGGCCAAAGACGAAGGAAUGGAUAACGGACUAUUUUUGCAAGACGCACCAGUUUGGAAAAGAGACUACUUCUGAGAAACGUCCUGUGUAAUGUAACUGAACUGUACAGUUUUAUUUAUUUCUCUUCUAUCUGUAUUUGGUCUUAAUGUAAACUCGUCUUAAACAAAUAUUUCAUGUGAAAUACACAGAUUUUGAACUU